AUGCUGGAGAUGACUUUGAUCAUUCUGCUUGGGCUCUCCACGUUGUUGGAUACCUUCGCAGUUAAUGUAUGCCUGGACUCCACCGACGCCGACAGAUGUCAAAUUGAUGCACACGGAAACUUGAUCCUGGGUUUGUGCGGCACUACAGAUGCCGAUUUCGACGAUCUAGCGUCGUGCUUGGAAGCCGCCGGACCAGAAACAAUAACAACCCUGUACCUGUACCGCAACGAGCUCACCACGCUGCCUGAGGGCAUCUUCGGGGGUCUUACGGCCUUGGAAACACUGAAGUUCGAUGUAGAACAGGUCGGGGGUGUCUGAGACCACCUCCAGCCCACGUACCAUAGUCUCACUGCGGUUAUGGCAUCUACGCCCAACCGCUGCACUAUCUCGGAUGCUUGGGGUUGGAUGGGCUUGUCUGUGAAACACACGGUUCGGUCAAUUUCGAUCUGAAUGUGCAUUCAUUCGGCAUUUUGGCCGGUACAUUUAUCGUACCAUGUAAGCAGGUUUUGAGGUGAUAAGAGAGAAAGAGGCGAUCUUGGCGUUGCUGGAAACGUGAGCACCCAAGGAUCGUACUAGGUGUCGGGAUCAGUUGUCGCUUCCUGGCAUUCGCCGUAGACCCCUUACAUGGUGGUGCCCUGUUGGCCUCAUAUCCUAGCCUCUUAUCCGAUUCGCGGUGUACUCAAUGCAACCCUGGAACGGGUCCCAACUGCCAACUCGUCGCCUUCGCUGUAGCCGGAAGCAGGCAUGAUUGUUGUGGUUGUACCCAGCUCACCGCGGCGGCCGCGGCGUUGCUAGCGCCACUGUACUGAAGGGCGUCCGUACAUGCUGGUGGGCUGGCCGCGCUUCGUAGAUCACCAUGUGCGGUAGCAAGCACUGAUUCCUAGCUCAUGUGUGUUAUCUGCUCCGCUCGUGGCCUUACCUCGACACCCGA
Ectocarpus sp. CCAP 1310/34 is the source of this 931-nucleotide messenger RNA. The record is from the annotation of a GenBank genome assembly. Lineage: Eukaryota; Phaeophyceae; Ectocarpales; Ectocarpaceae.